GCUUGCAAACAUGGAUUAGUACAGCAUCUAGAACAUCUUUUGUUUUAUGGAGCAGACAUAAACUCCCGCAAUGCCAGUGGCAACACUCCUCUCCAUGUGUGUGCAGUAAAUGACAAAGAAAGUUGUGCUCGAGUUCUGCUUUUCCGAGGUGCUGAUAAAAAUGCCUUGAACUAUGCUAACCAAAGUCCAUACCAGGUAGCAGUGAUAGCAGGAAACCAUCAUAUGGCUGAAAUAAUACAAAACCACAGGCCUGAAGAUGUGGUUCCAUACAGAGAGACUCCAGAGUAUAACUUUCGCAGGCGGGCUAGUAUUGCAGCUGUGGCAGCAUUUAGUCACACUGACAGUGAAUCACACCUUGAUUUGGCACUUGGUGAAAAACCACCCUCUCCAUGUCCCUCCUAUCGCUCACUGCCUCCAUUCUCCUCUGCUUCCACAAUCUCAGAGACAUCAACUGGUUCCUCAUCCACCUGCACACAAAUUAGUGGGGAAGAUAGUGAAGAUACAGCAUCAGCAAGCGUGAUAACAGAAAAAAGUGUCACUAGUGAUUCGUCAGGUGUGUGCACAAGUAACAGUGGUGCAAGUGAAUCUGCUACUGAACAUGGAGACAGCCCCAUCCUUCCUGGCACUACAUGUGUAUGUGUGGAGGAUUAUUACCCAUGUAGCCCUGGUAACCUUCAAUUAACAAGAGGAGAUAUUGUAGAUGUUAUUGGUGUCUCUGACUGUGGAUUGCUUGAGGGUAGACUCAGAAAUGGACUGGAAGGUUUAUUUCCAGCUUCAAGUGUUCAGGAAGUUAAACUGAGAAAAAUGGAAGUCCUGCCUCCAAGUGGCCAACCUCGAGUAGAAGGACGAAGAGAACUGAAUGCUAGAAAGAUUAACACUAUUCCUAGACGAUGGAAAAUGUAUGGAGAUGCUCGAACUGUAAUCCUUCACAAAGGAAAAAAAGGAUUUGGUUUUGUUCUCAGAGGAGCACAAGCUACAAGCCCAUUAAUGGAGAGACAGCCUUCAGAUAACUGGCCAAGCCUGCAGUACCUUGAUGAUGUAGAUAAAGGUGGAGUAGCUGAUUUGGCAGGUUUAAAGAAAGGAGAUUUUCUCUUGGAGAUCAAUGGGCAAGAUGUUUCUCAAGCCCCACAUGAAAGAGCUGUAGCAAUAAUACGUCAAUCUGGAGAUUUAGUUGCUAUGACAGUGGUUUCAGUUCAGACGCAGCUUGCCACAAAUAUAAGUGAUAAAUCAGCUACUGCUCAACGGCAGUGUGCCACACUACCUCGUAAACUCUCACUCAAGAAAGCUCCACCACCACCUAAGCGUGAUCCUCGAACUACUCUUUCUGUUGGAAGGGCACGAGCACGUUCUCUUGUGGCUGGAUUAGCAGAAAUAGAAAUGCUUGACAGAACAAUAAAUGAAUAUGAUUCUGAAGGAAGAUCUACAAAAAGUAGUUCCAUUGAAAGUAUUCCAAACAAGCCAGGGAAUGUCAUAGCAGAAGGGACCAACAAGAUUGCUUCUAUUCGUUCUCGGCUGAGUUCUCGACGUAUCUCCACAGCAGAGUUGGAAGAUAUUUUUUCACGGCAAGGAGAAAAGAAUCUUGUAGGGCAUUCUGUUACAAUGUCAAAAAGCAUAUUUUCUUCAGCUAAAAUGCCAAAGGUUUAUGGUAGUGUGGCAGCAAUGAAACGUUCAAAGGCUACACGUUCAAAGGCUUCUGACAUAGUGAAGCUACACAAAACAUUCCAUAGCACACCAGACCUAAAUGCUGAUGUAUAUGAGGUGGAUGUGACUGAAGAUAUGAAUUAUUACAAGCAGAAAUGUUAUAGCCAAGAAGACAUCCAUGCUUUGAAUGUUAAAAACAGUAGACAUUCAUGGGCUUGUCCUCCACACAAUUACAAAAAACUUUUUGCUUCAUCAAUCCAUGAACAUUUUGCUUCUUACCAUGAGGCUCGGAGAUCUAGUGAAGAUUUGUAUAACCAAGUCAUUAAUACAAAAAAAAUAGAUAUUUCAACAAAAGUUCCUUCCCAGAUUUAUGCAGAAACUCUGCCUAUCCAUCAGAAUGAAAAAGUACUGGUACCACCAAGAAACAAGUGCCCUCCUCCAACACACCGUCCACCUCCGCCUCCAAAAGGACAAGUGGUAAAAGUUGAUGUCUCACGAUCAUUAGGGGAAUAUGCUAAUAUCAGUGCUGUUAGAAAACAGGACUCAGUUGUCAUGUCAAGUUUUCGUCCUGGAGAUAGUGCCAAACUGUAUGCUUCUCCAGAAUCACUGAUGCCUGUUGCUUACAAAACAAAAACUGAGACUCAAAAGUUUGAUCAUUCUUGCCCACAAAAAAUUAGUGUGAGCUCCACUCUUAGAUCUCAUUCCUUGCCUCCAAAAAUGCCAGUAAGAAAACUUAUAUCUACUCUAAGUAAUACCUCUUCUGAAACAGAAAAUAGUGGGGACUCUGGAGGAAUAUACUCCACUUUUAGAUUACACCACAGACUAAGAGAUUCUUUAUCUUCUGAUAGUGGGUUGAUGUCUGAUAAAGGAAAUUUAAAACCAUUUAAAUGUCAGGCUGCUAGUGAAAGCUUUAACCAUGCAGAUAUUUCAUAUUCUCGUAAGGCUGUAUAUUCCAAAUCUUCUGAACCUUUCAUUCCAGAACCUGAUUAUGAUAAUAGUGAUGAAGAAGGUUGUCUUUUUUCUGAAAUCAUAAGAGAUAGCAAGACUUUUAUUCAGGAGAAAGUAGAAAAUACAGUUAAUGAUUCAAGUUAUUCUCAGCUAGAAAGUGCACACACAGAAGCAAAACAAGCCAUCCAAGAAGCAAGAGAAAGACUCAGGUUUACUCAAAGACAAAAAAAUAAAACAACCAACUCCAUUCAUGAGUCCAAUACUAAUACUACUGACACCAAACAAGUGGCCAGGAUUUUUGAUGAAAAGCAAAUAGAAGAUGGACAUACAGGAAUGAUCUCAUUGAAAAGUUGUAAGUUUAAAGUUGAAGAUAAUUCAAAACAAUCGGAGAUCAGUAGAGAAACACACAGCGUGAAACUCAAUGCUUUGAUGCAUUCUAUGUCUGAUCAACAUGCAGACUUUACAAAAAAUGGUUCCAAAGACUUGUGUCUUAUGGAAGGAGCACAGAAAAAUCAUAACAAAGAAGUAUGUUUAAGUUCCACUUCAAACUUAGUAAAAGAGAACAUAUCCGCUUUUGAACAGAAGAAUUUCUUUCAUAAGUCAGCUACUUUACCUUCCAGGAGGAAUGAUGGUAUUCGUAUAGCACUGACUGCAGCUCAGAAUAAUACAGAAACUAACCACCAUCAAGUAUCCUUGCCUUUCAGUACUCUAAUGAGGCCAUCUAAGUCAUUUCCUAAAAAUUUUGUUUCUGAAGAUCUUGAAAACUAUGAAAACAGUUCUAGUGGUGUCUCAUCAGAUGUGGAAGUCCAAAACGAGUUUGCUAUUUCUGGGAUUUCAUCAGAGAAUGGCCAAAUGUCAAAAGAACGAGACAUACAAAACUUUUCUGUCGAAAAAAGUAUUACUGGCGAUAGCAGUUCCCAGUUAGAUAUGCCAAAUAAACAAAAUUUAUUGAGUCAAAGAGAUAAAUUGAAUAAAGAAAAGGAUAGUUCUUCGACUGUUCUUAUACACAGAGUCAGCCCUACCAAUAUACCUAUUUUUAAUCAAGAAACUGUACCUUGUAUUAAGAAAAGUGAUUCUAGUUUAAGACAAAAUCAGAACUUCAGCUCAGCAGCUAAGCUAAGUAGAACUCUACAAAAUGAAAAUGUCAGUAAAUAUCAGUGUUUUAUUGUUGAUGAGACAGGUAUAAAAUAUAAAAGUGUCAAUUGUGAAAGGACUCUACUGGAUAAUAAAAUGCAUUUAAGGAAGGAUGAAGAUAAGAAUUUAAAGGUGAAUCAAAAUACUGAUGAAAAUCUUCAACUGAUAAGGCUUCAGGUAGACUCCUUAGGUCGAGCAGCUGUAAAUGAGGUAGAUGUGCUCACAGAACUUGUCCCUCCUCCUCCUGAGUUUGCAGCAGCAUCUUCUUCAUCCAGUUCCUCUUCUACUAGUUCUGCUGUGCGGUUUCCACCAACAAUAGCACCACCGCCUGAGUUCUGUGACAGCAGUGCACGAAAAGCUUUUAGUAAAGCUCUGCCUUAUGUCCAAAACAAAGUCCAAAACACUUCAUCCACUGCUAGUGACUCAUAUGAACAAAUCCAUUCUCCUAAUUAUCAGAUGACUAAUUACCCCUAUAAAGACAUUUCUUUUAGGACACUUACUGGUGCCAAGGUUUCCCAUGCUUCAAAGCACAUUGACAUGAUAUAUGUGGGUAGUCCCCCAAAACUUCAAAUGCAAGUUAAAGACCCUCAGUUAGUACAUCCAUCUGUAAGACAGCUAGGAACCCCUGUCUUACCAUAUAAUAUCUCAUCAAGUAGUGUACCCAUGAAUUUUGUUUCUUCAUCACCAGAACGAAGCAGCAUUAGUGAAACAGUCAUUAUGAAAUCAAUCCAAAAAGAAUUCCGUCAGAAACCUCUCCCACAAUGGAGUUGCAAAGAUGUUUCAGAUUGGUUAGAAAGUUUAUUUUUACCCGAGUACAAGGCUCGAUUUACUGAAGCAGGAAUAACAGGUUUGAACUUGAUGAAUAUAAACAAUAAAGACCUUGUGGGACUUGGUGUAAAGCAGGUCGGUCAUCGCCUGAAUAUAGAGAGAUCUAUAAAACGCUACAUGAAAUAGUACUGAACAUAGUUGAUAUUAUUAUGAGAGGAUUUAUUUCAACAUAAUUGUUCAUAUCAAGUGCUGUCCAACAUAUAGAGAUAUAUCUAUGAAAUUAGUUUCUUUCAGGCUAUAAUUGAGAAGAUGUUUAGUUGGUUUCAAUAGUGAUGGGACAACUCUAUUUUUUACAUACAAAGUACAAAUUUGAGAGUGCCCUUUAACUUAAAAGUAUCUCAUUGCAUUUGUAGCAUUUUGUAGAUAAAGGAUUUAUCCUUGUAACAUUUUCUUACUUUGGUUCAUCAGGAAGACUUGAUUAUGUACUUAAAGGUAAAUACGAUGUGUUGUGUGGAUCUCUCUCUCUCUCAUAAAAAAAAUAAUAAUACUAUGAUAAUGAUAUGCUUGUAUGUAUCCUUGGAAACAAAAUGGCAAUUAAUAGCUUCUUGACACAUUUACUGUUUUAUUUAUCUGCACAUACACUCAUGUUGAUGAUACAUAAAUGCAUAUGCAUAAAACUCAUCAUCUGUUAAAACUACAUCUCUUUAUGAUAAAGGUUUGUUGUGUGAGGAGUUUGGGUGAAAAACAACUUUAAAUAACAUGACUGAAGAAUAAUAUAAAAUUGUAGUUAAGACAAUUGUGCCUAUGAAGGUAUUCUUUGUAGCCUUUUGAUAAAAAUAAACCUUCCACGUGGCUAUUAGCAACUUGGUUUAUAAUUUAAUACUGAAAUAUUACUAGCUAAUAAUGGAGAUUUAAUUUGAAUAUGCUGCACUACAUUUUUCAAAGAAUUUAAUUUUGAAGGUGAGAGCUUUUAAAAGUAAAAUCAAACAUGCAUUACUGAUUUAAAUAUUUAAAAUUAUCAUUAUAGCUUUUACUGGAAGAUCAAUUUUAAUGAGCAAUGGAAACCAAAAAAUUAAAUAUAUAUAUGUACAUAUUUCAUGAAUUGAAAAGUUAAGUGUAAAAUUUAAUCUUUUAUUUGUUCAAACGAUAUUAAUUAAUAUAGACUAAUUAAUUACUUUUAGUAUUUUCAUUAUAGCACUGUGAAAUGUACUCAACAAAAAAAAAACAGUCAAACAAAAAAAAAAUUGCAAAACAAACUAUAUAAUACAUAAUUUAUGAUUUUGGAUUAAAGUUCAGAGGAAUUAAGUGAAGAGGUCUAAGAAACACAAUUAAUCUAUAUAAGAUUGAGAACAAAUUAGUUAUUGGUCAUUGCUUUUGAAAUGUAAAAAAGCGUAUCCAUAUCUUCCACAAAUAUUAUUUUAUUGAGCUUAAAAAUUCCCAGAAAAUUUGUCUAUAGUUGUAAAACAGUGUUCACACUAAUAAUAUCAGAUUAUACUUUUAUCUUCUUUCAGAGCUAUAGGCUUAAAAACAGUAAAUGUUCAAUGCAACUUAAAUACAUGAUAAGAAAACUCAAUUGAAAUUCCAGAAUUAACUUAAUCAUAACAUAAAGUAAGUUUGCCAAUCAAAUGUUACUUAAUGGUUCACAUUAUGAAAUGUUAAAAUAUAACAUAAAAGUUUGAUUUGUAUGGAAUUUUUUGCAUUUCUCAGUAUUGGGUUCCAACCAAUAUAUAUAAAAUGCCAGAUUAGUAUCUUUUGCAAGAUACGUUUUAAGAGGAAUGCAAAAAAAAAAAAAACCUUUAAAGUUUACUAGAAUAUAACUUAUAUCUAUUCUUUCCUGAAGCAUGCUCACAUUGAUGUGUCUGUGUAAUUAGUCAUUUCUGAUUUAAAUGUUAUACCUGUAAAGUAAUUACUGUAUCAUGUAAAUAUAAUAUAGGCAUAUGGUAUUUUCAGUAAGUUUAUUUAGAAAUAUUAUAUUACACUAUGCCUCUAUACACAAUUCCACUUGAAUUUGUACUAAUGUAUAUGCUUGGUUUAAUAUUUAUAAUGUUUACAUUUAAUUGCACCUGUAAAAGUUUUCAUAUAUAAGUUUCUAUGGUUGAGGCCAUUAAUUUAAGCUAUCAUUUAUUUUUUUAUUUUGGAACUGUAGAUCCAUUUGUAAUGACUUUAUUGUGGCUUUGCAAUGAAAUUUGUAUUACUUUUAGAUUGUAAAGAGUUAAUAAAAUGUGAAAGAUUUUCUCCAAACA
This is a messenger RNA of Limulus polyphemus (Atlantic horseshoe crab), 6734 nucleotides long. RefSeq lists its product as uncharacterized. Lineage: Eukaryota; Metazoa; Arthropoda; Merostomata; Xiphosura; Limulidae. Gene Ontology annotation, molecular function: ionotropic glutamate receptor binding; synaptic receptor adaptor activity. Gene Ontology annotation, cellular component: postsynaptic density; dendritic spine; postsynaptic membrane. The annotation marks the transcript as partial. The transcript has 9 exons. The record is from RefSeq and is a predicted model, not a curated record.